CUAAUGUGAACUAAUAAUGUGUUUUCAAACAUCAAAUUUCUAAUGUUUGUCCGAAAAUAGAAUGGAUGUCAAUAACUAUGUGCUUAUUAACAGAAAGGUCUUGAAAUUUGUCGGUCUCUAUCCAACGAGUAUUGUAAGAUAUAUCGUGUGUUGUGUGUGCAUGUUCACCAUUAUUAUACCGCAAGCGAUACAGAUUUUUGAGGAUUGGCAAGAUUUGGCUGUCGUACUGGAAACGAGUUCGGUAUUGCUCACUAUCCUGCUUGCUGUGUUAAAAUCGCUGGUUUGGAUAAGCAACAGAAGGAAAAUGGAUCUUUUUAUAGAAUACAUGUUAACAGAUUAUUGGGAACUAAUGACGGCACAAGUUCCGAAUGUGUAUAUAGUAUACGUGAAGAAGGGACAUUUGUUUACCAAAGGAUACUUGUUCUUGAUUUGUAAUGCUUUAGUAUUUUUCUUCAGUCUACCUGUAAUCGAGACACUUGUUGCGGUAAUCAAGGAUACUGGCGAUAACAGUACAAAACAUUUUCCAUUCGUAGCUUUAUAUCCGGAGCCUUGCUAUCACUUUCCGAUGUACGAGGUUGUUUAUUUCUCGCAAAUAGUUGCGACGAGCCUGUGUGGUCUUAUCAUACUAGGAACUGAUACUUUAAUCGCAACAGCCCUGUUUUACACCUGCGGCCAUUUCAAAGUACUUCAAACAAAAUUGGAAAAUAUCGGCGCUGAAAUUGAUCUCAUGCAACGCGUGCACAACAAAGGGAACGUUGUGCAGAAAAUUAAAUUGCAAGUAAUAGAUAUCAUUAAACAUCAUUACACAAUUCUCUGGUUCUGCGAUUACAUGGAGACAAUUUUUAGUCCGAUGUUGUUUCUGCAAACGAUAGCCAGCAGUCUCAUAAUCUGUCUAGUGGGUCUUCAGGUUGCAACUGCGAAUAUGGACGCGGGCAUAAUUUCUAAAUCGGUGAAAUAUAUCUCGUACUUGCUCAUGGCACUUUUCCAAUUGCUGCUGUUUUGCAUUCCCGGGGACGCUCUGAUAAAUGAGAGUUCCAUGAUCAGUAGAGUCGUAUACACAAUCGCUUGGUAUGAAUUGCCGGCUUGGUUUAAAACGGAAAUAUGUCUGCUCAUGUUGCGUAGUCAAAAACCUAGUAAAAUUACGGCAGGAAAAUUCUACGUUAUGCAUUUGGAGAAUUUCAACGCGGUGUUGAGCACUGCUGUCUCAUACUUUAUGUUGCUUCGAAGUUUCGGCUCGGACGAAACUAAUGAGAAAUUAUAAUUUGAUGAGAAAUUGAAGAUGUGAUUAAUCUUUAACUACUACCAUGAAAUUGAUAACCGUAACCACAUGGAUGUUUGUUGAAAAUAAUUAACUAAAAUAAAAAUAACUUUUUGAACAACUUUGUGUUCAAGGAGCGCAAAAUUAAGCAAUG
Messenger RNA from Linepithema humile (Argentine ant), 1412 nucleotides. Its product is annotated as odorant receptor 13a-like. Gene Ontology annotation, molecular function: olfactory receptor activity; odorant binding. The record is from RefSeq and is a predicted model, not a curated record. Gene Ontology annotation, biological process: detection of chemical stimulus involved in sensory perception of smell; sensory perception of smell. Gene Ontology annotation, cellular component: plasma membrane. Lineage: Eukaryota; Metazoa; Arthropoda; Insecta; Hymenoptera; Formicidae.